UUUUCUAGGGUGAGGUGUAAGUUACGAUCUUUCGAUUAUUUAAAUUAUCAAUAACAUUUUACAAUAAUGAAAUAGUGUUAUAUACUCGAAAGUGCUCAAAUAUGUAUUGUAAUAGUGAUCUAUCAAAUUAUAGUUUGUUUAAAGUGUAGUGUCCAACAUGUUUCGAUGUAUACCUUUGUUCAAAUGUAAUCGCCAAGUGGAAUGUGUAGACAAGCGGCAUUGCUCGUUGCCAACAGUGCCUGAAGACAUAUUGCGAUAUUCCAGGAGUCUUGAGGAACUUCUUUUGGAUGCCAAUCAUAUACGGGAUCUUCCGAAGAAUUUCUUCAGAUUACAUCGAUUAAGAAGAUUAGGUCUUAGUGAUAAUGAAAUACACAAACUUCCACCAGAUAUACAAAAUUUCGAAAACUUAGUCGAGCUAGAUGUCUCUCGAAAUGACAUUCCAGACAUCCCCGAGGAUAUCAAGAAGCUCCGCGCCUUGCAGAUUGCGGACUUCAGCAGUAACCCCAUACCGCGAUUGCCUGCCGGCUUCAGCCAGCUGCGAGCACUCACCGUACUUGGCCUCAAUGAUAUGUCACUUACCAGUCUGCCCAGCGAUUUUGGAAGUCUGAUAUCUCUUCAGUCGUUAGAGCUCAGAGAAAAUUUGUUGAAGUCACUACCAGAGUCGCUAAAAAAUUUAACAAAGUUGGAGAGGUUAGAUUUGGGCGACAAUGAAAUUGAAGAACUGCCUGGAUUCGUCGGAGAGUUGCCUGCAUUGCAGGAAUUAUGGCUGGAUCACAACAAGUUGCAGUAUUUACCACCAGAAAUUGGUAACUUAAAAGCUCUAACAUGUUUGGAUGUCAGCGAAAACAAACUGGAGAAACUUCCGGAAGAAAUCGGCGGGCUUUGCUCCCUGACUGACUUGCACCUCUCGCAAAAUAUGUUAGAAACGAUACCAGACGGUACCGGCGAUUUAUCCAAGUUAGCUAUACUAAAGUUGGACCAAAAUAGAUUACAUACGUUAAACGAAAAUGUAGGAAGGUGUACAAAUCUUCAAGAGCUUAUAUUAACGGAGAAUUUUUUAAUGGAGCUGCCUAAGUCGAUAGGGAAUCUCAAUGAAUUGACAGUACUGAAUGUAGAUAGGAAUUCUUUGGGUGAAAUACCAUUAGAGAUUGGAAAUAUGAUGUUGUUGGGCGUACUAAGUUUAAGAGAUAACAAAUUAACAAGACUGCCAAAUGAACUCGGAAAUUGUAGAUCACUGCAUGUUUUGGAUGUCAGCGGCAAUAGGUUACAAUACUUACCCUACACAUUAGUGAACUUGGAACUAAAGGCUGUUUGGUUAUCGGAGAAUCAGGCACAACCUCUCCUGAGCUUCCAGACAGACAGAGAUGAAACUACUGGCGAGAAUGUUCUCACCUGCUUCUUGUUACCUCAACUUAGUUACACGCAACAACCAGAGCUGGAACACACGUCCGAAGUCGGCAGUGGACAUUGGUACAGGGAUCACAGAUUUAAUUCACAAUCGCAAGAAAUAUUUAGAGUUAAAGAUACGAGUGCAUCACGUGAACGCGACCUUGAUGACAUGGACUGGCAAGAAAAAGAAGAGUCCCGUACGCAUUCUGUCAAGUUCACAGAAGAGUACACAGAAGCUAAAGAGACUCCAUUUGUACGUCAAAAUACGCCGCAUCCAAAGGAAUUGAAGGCGAAGGCUCACAAGAUACUUGGCCGUUCGCCAGAGAGUGCCCACGUGCAAUCAGCUGCCCGCGAUCUGCCUACUGCGAAUGGUUUACCUACGUCACCUCCAGAAUCCACGCCAGUGGCGGCGGUGCAAGACUACGAGCCGGUACAAAACACGGAAGUUGAUUCCGAUGUCAGACAUGAAGAUAACGAAUACACAGGAGCUGUUGAAAGGGACUCAUCCGAAGGUGAAAACGACGAUAACGACGACUCUGACGAAUUAGAGCACGGUACGCGGCGCGUGGCGUGGCGCGUGUCGGUGCAAGAGCGGGCGGCGCCCACGGGCGCGGGUGGUCGCCUGCAUCGCCGCGACACACCACACCACCUCAAGAACAAGCGCGUCAACCAGAUCGACGCCGGCCGGGCGCGCGACCUGAUUGCGCAGGCGAUUAAGAAACGAGAACAACAAGAGGAACAGAAAACUGAUGAUGAAGAAGCUGGUGAAGAAAUCCCCGGAGAUACGGCUGAUGGCGAAUCAGUUUCGGGGCGGGCAGAAAGCGAAGUGCGUAUAAUAGGCGACCAGCGAUGCAUAGAGGUGCGAAUCGCCCGAGCAGCCGGCGGAUUAGGGCUGAGCAUCGCUGGAGGACGUGGCUCCACACCCUACAUCGGGAACGAUGACGGCAUAUUCAUAUCGCGGGUCACCCCUAACGGGCCUGCGUAUCUGGCUGGACUCAGGGUUGGUGAUAAGGUGCUUUCAGUGAACGGAACAUCGGUCGUGGAAGUUGACCAUUAUUAUGCAGUAGAAGUACUUAAGGCCAGUGGUGCAGUCUUGACUCUUGUCGUUACAAGAGACUCGCCAAAUUCAACAAGAACCCACAGUCGAGCGCCAAGUGGAGCGAGUCACCAUUCUGUAUCAAGUACUACUGACACGGUAUCCACCCUAGAAAAUGGGCAGAUACCAACUGGUCGAGGUGUAAUGUCCAAACCGCUAAUCAUCGGCAACCAAUACGCCCAAGAAUUGGAACCGGAGCAAAAAGAACAGAAGCUGAAUGUUCAGACGCCGGCAACCACUCCGAGCGUCAGCUUUAGUCCGUCCCCAACCGGUGCGGUCACCACUGAUACGUACCAGCGACUGCAGGCGUCGCCGCCGCCCCUCACCGCGCCCUACAUACCACCGGUGUACCAACAAAAGGUGCUAGUUCACACAACACUGAUUCGCGACGGCGCUGGACUUGGAUUUAGCAUAGCUGGCGGGAAGGGAUCACCGCCCUAUAGAGAAGACAGCGAUGCGAUCUACAUCUCGCGUAUUUCGCCGCAGGGUGCCGCUGCCAAGGACGGCAAGAUGUUGGUCGGCGAUAAAGUCGUCUCUAUCAAUGGCGUAGAUAUGGAGAAUGCACCUCACGAAGCGGCCGUAUCUCUGCUCACCGGCCACGAAAGAUUCGUGAGACUCGUCCUACAACGGACGAUCACUUCCGACCAAGGCGAGUUGCUCCCUCGGAAAUCGACGUCAGACGAAGUGAGAGAAAACCAGACGAGUUUGCAGAAUUUGUACAUCACUCCCACACCUAAACCCACCAAUCACGUUACCGCACCUCUUGUUGGAAACCAUACCGCACACGCCGCCCCGGUACCUCACGUUACCCCGGUACCACACUUGACAUCUGCACCGCACCCGACGCACUCAGCACGCGUGUCACCGCAUCCCAAUUCGUCCAACACACUACCGCAAGCGCAGAAGCAAACUACGUUCGCGCCCACCAACACUCUACCACCACAACCUGCACCGCGAAGACUCAGUCAGCCGAAUGGGCAGGCGCCCAAGUCAUCGACUAACAGUACGAGCACGCCCCUAACACCUGGCGGCAAUAACACGCACGGAUCGAGCGACGACGUGUUCGACGAUAUACAGCCGUCGCGGCCGAUCACGAACGAGGACUUCCAAGCGAUGAUACCAGCGCAUUUCCUGGGCGGGCCGAGACCGGCGGCGGCGUCCGAGCCGCCGGAAAGAGGCGUACGCGUCACCGUGGAACGGCCCAGCGCGGCCGGUGUGGUAUUGCCACCGGCGCCAGCCACCCUAGGCCGCGUCACUGAAACAAUCACCAAGUCGACCUUCACGGAGACCACCGUCACCAGGAUCACCGAUAACCAGCUCGUCGCCCCGCUUAUCAUCGAAGAUGUGACAUUGUUAAAGGAGGGUGGUUCUCUCGGAUUCAGCAUAAUUGGUGGCACAGACCACUCGUGCGUACCGUUCGGUGGCAAGGAGCCCGGCAUAUUUAUAUCACAUGUCGUCCCAGGGGGUGUGGCCGCACGAUCCGGCAAGCUUCGAAUGGGCGACCGUCUCAUUAAAGUAAAUGGGACUGAACUAACCGGCGCUACACAUAGAGACGCGGUGCAACUAUUGUUGCAGCCCGGUGCUACUCUCACACUCUCUGUGCGACACGAUCCAUUGCCACAGGGAUUCCAGGACCUAACCAUCAUUAAGCAAGAGGGCGAGAAACUGGGAAUGCACAUCAAAGGCGGUCUGAAUGGUCAACGCGGAAACCCUAACGAUCCAAAUGACGAAGGAGUUUUCAUAUCAAAAAUAAAUAGCGGUGGCGCUGCUAGGCGAGAUGCUAGACUCAAGGUCGGCAUGCGUCUGCUAGAAGUGAACGGAGUAUCACUUCUAGGGGCGACGCACAAUGAAGCCGUAAACGCUCUACGCUCUGCUACUAACGCGCCGCUGCAUCUUGUCGUGUGUUAUGGAUACACGCGGCCGGAGAAAUUCGCCACGGGUAGUGAAAGCGGGACGGCGGACACGGGCGGCUCUCUGUCUCACUCAACGUCAAGCCUGGACCGAGAUGAGCCCUUGCAUCAUCAGCAGGAGCAUCAUUUCCAACAGGAUCUAGUUGAGUUUGAACAUGAGAGACAAGUCGCAGAAGUUAGAGAAAAGUCUACACCAGAAAAGGUAUUAGACAUAGUCCACGCCGUUGAGAGCAUGGCUCUAGAACCCGCACCGCCAACAUCACCAGAGCCCCAACACAAGACGACUACAGUCGUUAUGUCGAAACACACACUUCAACCUCAGUCGUCUAGUUCGCAAGUGGCGCCCCCCUCGCCGCUCGCAGUGUUUACUCAGCAGAAGACGAAGACGCCGCCUCCUUCCACACCGACCACCCUCCACCGACUACCGUCCGCAAACGAUGGUACAUCCGUCGACCCGCCGCCACCGCCUCCGCCACCACAAAUGCAACCGCAACGCCCUCUACAACCGCCGCCGCCUCCCCCUGUCAAACAGAAACCACAAGUGCCGCGAAAACCUCAAAAAAAGCGAGUUAGUUUCACUCGGGAACCAGAUCACGAACCCGAACAAUACGAACAGUUGUCGACGAACGAUACGAAUACGAACACUCGAUCCUUUGUGCAUGACGAUGAUGCGGAAUUUAAAAGUUAUGAAACUAACGAUGCAUGUACGGGAAUUAGCUCAUUACUAAUCCAAAAUCGACCACCGACAGCCACGCUGGAGGUCUCGAGACCGGUCCAUAAGGCAAGUUUAGUACUUCCCGAAGACUUUAUCAUUCCUCCUCCCCCAUCGUUCGAUACGAACGAAAAUAAUAUUUCUGUUGAGAAUGAGUUGUGUGUGCCGCCCAUUACUGUUGUUCCCGAACGUAUUGUGCUACCUGAACAUGACGAGGCGGAAACAUCCAUGCAGUAUUCAAAUUCAACCAAUAAUUCUCCUGAAAGUGAAAUUCCGCCUCCCAUAAAUUUUAACGCUUAUCCGGCGUCAGUUGCAAAGCCUUUCACUAUAGACGAGCGAUUCCCAUCUGGCAUAAUAUCAGAUGUACCUUCAUUGCAGGUUUUUCGUAUGUCUGAAUAUCCCUUUGCUAGUAGUGACGAAUAUUAUAACGAACUGUCGGUCAGUCCUGGCGGAGAGCCGGAUCCGCCUGAACUGCUGCAAGUGCAGUACAAAACUUUGCCUAUUGUUUCACACAUUCCCAAUUCCCCGUGUACUGUUCAUCCAGAUCAAAUAUUUAACGAUCCGAAAAAUACCGCACUUCAUCAAUCAUUACGAGACUUAAGAGUAAAAAGUUUAUCUCCGAAUAUGGUUCAUUCAACUACGUACCCUCCUAUCAACCCCUAUCCAUCCUUGACGACGGUUGCGGGAACAUUCAAUCCAUACACCAAUACUGUUCCAGUUUGUACCAAUCAAAAUCAUCCCAUCUAUAAGCAACUGCAGCCUCCCUCUCCACACAGUACUUUAGGGAAGGAUGUAAACGCAAAUGUUAUGCAAACUCCCCCGGUACACACGGAUGAUAGGCCUAAAAGUGUUCACUUAGAAAGAAGAGUACAUUUUGGCGAAGUGACGACUGCGCCCGAUUCAGAUAUAUUGUCAAUCAAUUCGGAACUCGUGAGGGAAGCGAGUACCUCGCCCGCAUCCACCCUGAAACCCGCAUGGAGCAGCAAAAUCAAAGCCUUCGCCAUCGGCGAGGCUUCCCCACCUCAUUCUGGUAAUUUUGUGAAAGCGUCUGUUAGCGACAAGAAAAAAUUCUUCGAAAAUGCAAUGGAAGAAAGCCACAAACCGUCGCCAAAACCAGAACGAGUUUUCACAUUCCUAUCGGCGGAUGAGGUGGAGAAAUUGAAGCAGGAAGAGGAAAGGAAGAUGGCAUCUAUAUCGCGUGGUGAACUCGACUCGUGGUCCCCGGGAGAGGACCGCCAAAGCGAAUACAGCUCGCAUUCUGAUGAGGAACCCUAUGAGAAUGGCCAUAGUGUGUCGUUGGGUGGCGUGAGUCCGUCAGCGAAAUCCCAGCGGCGGCGAGCCGGCCGUGAUGGUAGUGACGGUGAAGACGCCGCCACACGAGCCGCUCGCCGAGCUGAAUGGCGCGCAGCCCGACUUCGCUCGCUCGAACAGGAAGCGAUCGAAUCAUCAAAGGCAAUAAAAAGCUUGGUAGGACCAGCAAAUGAUAUUAUACCACCAAGGGAUAAAUCUCCGUCCGAGAAAUGGCCUCUACCACGUAUCGCAUUACGUACAAAACCGGGGCCUAUACUAGCGGUGAAGGAGAAAGAAAAAUUAUUAGAUGAGCGCAUUACACUACGCACCGAGGAAUAUGUGUGCCCGUCAACCGGCGAGACCAAAGUGCGGACAGUCGAAUACAUAGAGAAAGUGAUUGAGAAAGAGGUGGAAACAACGCAAGAAAAAAUAAUAUCACUAGAGCUCACUACGAGUCCAAGUAGUGAAACCGCGCCCACCGACCUUGCAGAGGCCGGUAUCAGCUUAGGGGAGGGCGAGAUUGAAGGUGAUAACUCUCUCCAACCAGAUAUAGUGCAGGUGGUGAAUCCUCUCCUGGACAGCAGCGCAGGCCUUGUUACGGCGAUUCCUGUGGGACCAGGGCAAAGAAUAACCGCCUAUUCUGAACAGCCACAGUAGAAGCAAAGAUCUCUGCGUUCGUCCUCCUUGUAACCCUGCUCUUACCCAAAACCCAUGACAUUGCAUCAGCCAACACAUCCCACGACUCGGCUCUAGUCGAGAUUCGAACUCGAUUGUAGAUUUCUUCAACGACACGAAUAGCUAUUAUGGCACUGAAUCAGUUUUCCAUCUUAUUUUUGUAUUAUAAACUGUGAUAAUAAGUUUAGAUAACCACCACCGACUUCUUGUGUUUAUGGGACAAUUUGAAGAAA
Achroia grisella is the source of this 7305-nucleotide messenger RNA. It is a transcript of the gene scrib, whose product is annotated as protein lap4. The transcript is spliced from 36 exons. Gene Ontology annotation, molecular function: protein binding. Gene Ontology annotation, cellular component: adherens junction; postsynaptic density; postsynaptic membrane. Lineage: Eukaryota; Metazoa; Arthropoda; Insecta; Lepidoptera; Pyralidae. Gene Ontology annotation, biological process: neurotransmitter receptor transport postsynaptic membrane to endosome; neurotransmitter receptor transport, endosome to postsynaptic membrane. The record is from RefSeq and is a predicted model, not a curated record. Bases 158 to 7054 code for a protein of 2298 amino acids.